AGACGUGAAACUUGAAGAUUAACUCAAAUUAAUUCAUAAGCUAAUUUAUUCAAAUAGAAUCGUGAAGUAUUGAACUAAAUUCUAUUUGUAGUUAACUUCUAAUUUUUCCUGUCCAGUCAGUCUACUUACUAAAGUAUUGUAAGAGUGAUACAAUGAUAUUUACUUCAAGAAUAUUUUAUGCGGAUUAAACUAUUCGAACGCGGGCUAAAACUUGCAACUGGGAAUUUGAAGAAAAUGAUGUCUUUCCCUGAUUCUCCCGCGAAAGCUUCGCUAUGCUGCGAAGAGAAUCAAGAAGGUGCUCCCCCUACAUAUGCCAUGUAUGAAGCCUUGAAGGAUUCUUGCCAAAAUAACGCAACUUACUUUCAACCUGAUGAUAGUGAGAAUGGUCAAAGAUUGUACCAAGGUUUCAUGACUUUAAUUGAUCAUAUAGAUACAGUAUGGCCACUUGUUGAUCAUGUAAGAAAGGUGGCACCAUUUUAUGAUUUUGAUGCAAAGUCCCCAGGCAAUGGAUAUCGUAGCUUUGUAUCAGUUGUGGACUCUUGUGUUCUGCAUGGACUGAAGCUUAGCAGACAAGUUGGGGCAGGAAGGGAUGCACUGCUUUUUCGGAAGGGAUAUUUUGUAAAAGAGAUCGAGUCAUGCGGUCAGUUGUUAGCGUCUCUGGGCACAUGUCUACAUCACCUACAAACGUUACUGUCAUGGGCGCCCCCUGGCGACCUGUUCCCUACAGAACAACAUUCACCAGAGGAAUUGUUUUCACAAGCUGAUACUAUCAACCAGUAUUGCUUCUACGGGAGAUGUCUUGGUUUUCAGUUCACGCCAUCGAUGAGGGGCAUACUUAAGGGUAUUUCAAUCUGCAUGGCGGGCUUCUCCGAGGCGUACUACAGCCACGGCAACCUGAUCAGCUCGGUGUGGACCGGAGGACAGUACCUCAUUGAUCCUGAGAUGAGAGCGCGCAGGAUUGUUAACAUAUCACAGUCCGCUAGUGUCGAAUUUUGUAAGGCGUUUUGGUUUCUUGCGGAGAGUGAAAUAAUGAAGCGAGUGCCCAGCCUGAUGUCAUCAACGGUGGCCGUCAACAAACUGAUAACGAUACCGCCGGAGCCGCUGGUGGUGAGUGCGGAAGGUGCGGAGAGGACAGUGAUGCCCCCCACCGUGCACAUCGGCCUCCAGAACCUUAAUGUCAGACUGAUCAGUGUCAAUAAGAGAGCUGGCAUGACAGGUGAAGGUUCAUCAUCCUUACCACCGGCAGAGGGAGUUCUCUUCCACUGUCAUGGCGGUGGAUUUGUAGCUCAGAGCUCCAAGUCUCAUGAGACGUACUUACGAGAGUGGGCGACCAAGUUGAAUGUGCCAAUACUCUCGAUAGACUACAGCCUGGCCCCGCAGGCGCCCUUCCCUAGGGCACUGGAGGAGGUCUUCUAUGCGUACUGCUGGAUGGUUAAUAAUUUUAAGGAAAUUGGUACUACAGGUAAACGUAUAGUGUUCGCUGGAGAUUCGGCAGGUGCGAAUCUAAUAGCAGGCUGUACUCUCAAGAUCCUGUCAGCUGGACUCAGACCUCCGGAUGGUCUGUUCAUGGCCUAUGCCCCUCUGCUCGUUAGUUUCAUACCCAGCCCUGCUAGACUAUUGUGUUUGAUGGACCCUUUGCUGCCUUUUGGAUUCAUGAUGAGAUGUCUUAAAGCAUAUGCAAGUCCAAAUACAACAGGCAGGGGUAAGCCAGACAGUCGGGGUAAUAAAGAAACGACAGUGUCAAAUGUUACAACUCCUUUAGACAGCAACGGUUUUCUCAAAGUUAGUCCUUCACAAGAGGGUAUAAGUGAAGGUCCUUCAUCAUUCGAGGAGGUAUCACCUUCAGACCUGGCGGAGCUGCAGGCGCACAAGUCCGGCAGCGAGAGAAGACAGUCUUCUGAUACCACCAUCAGUGCGGCCUCACUGCAGAGUGAGCAUACUGCUACUGGUAUAACACCAACGGAGGAUAAGUCUCAGCAAUACGUAUCAGAGUUCCUGGAGCGCUACGUACUUGAUAGUGAUACAGACUCUGAAGGUAGAAGGUUUCCCAUCAUCAAACCUAACACCACAAUACGUGAAGAUUCACAAAGGGAAUUGGAAUCAGAAGCUUCUAAUACACUUGUCGGAGAACCUCCUCUAGUUGAUGAAGCAGAUGCCAAGGACAGCAAGAAAAGAAUUAAAACUAGGAUAAGUGAAGCAGCGACCGGUAUAAUGGGAGCUAUGUCAUCACGUUUCGCUUACAUCACUGGUUCUAAUUCUAUCAGCAGGCCUACGCAAGAGGAGUUAGCAGUGCGCACGAACUUAGAUGCAUUGAUAGUGCGGAGUCCUUCCGAUGAGUUCAUAUUCUCAGUGCCACGCGACCCGCUGCUGUCACCAUAUUGGGCGGACGACGAUCUCCUGAAUAAAUUCCCGCCCGUCAGGAUACUGACAGUACACUUGGACCCGUGUUUAGACGACUGUGUGAUGUUCGCGAAGAAACUCAAAAAAUUGGGCAAUGAAGUUGGCAUCGACGUACUUGAAGGUCUGCCUCACGGGUUUCUUAAUUUCUCACUGAUGGCCAAAGAAGCUAACGAAGGUUCAAAACUAUGCAUGGAACGUAUAAAGCAAUUACUCGAUUUGGAAAACGAAGCUGGCUCAUCGACCGGCGAAGAGGACUUAUGAAUAUGUCUGUGCUGCCGACGAACGUAAGGCUUUAAUGUGCUGUGUCUGUGCCUAAUAAACUUUAAAAAAAAAUCCGGGCUCUAUGGACGUAGUUAUAGACAUCUUGCGCAUUGAAAAAAGUCGCACUAUAGUUUAUGGUAUGGCGUCUUUCAGUGUUUCAAAUUACAGGGCUGUGUGGAUACAAUGCAUUGACCACUAAAUAUUAUCGAAUACAAUGAAUUUUUUCUGUGUUUUUAAAUUCUU
Papilio machaon (common yellow swallowtail) is the source of this 2904-nucleotide messenger RNA. It is a transcript of the gene Hsl, whose product is annotated as hormone-sensitive lipase. The transcript is spliced from 16 exons. The coding region runs from base 178 to 2661 and encodes 827 amino acids. Gene Ontology annotation, biological process: triglyceride catabolic process; cholesterol metabolic process. Gene Ontology annotation, cellular component: cytosol. Gene Ontology annotation, molecular function: triacylglycerol lipase activity; sterol ester esterase activity. The record is from RefSeq and is a predicted model, not a curated record. NCBI's taxonomy places the organism in Eukaryota, Metazoa, Arthropoda, Insecta, Lepidoptera, Papilionidae.